Messenger RNA from Acanthoscelides obtectus, 15556 nucleotides. Lineage: Eukaryota; Metazoa; Arthropoda; Insecta; Coleoptera; Chrysomelidae. The record is from the annotation of a GenBank genome assembly.
GAUUUUCAAGUUGCAUUUCCUACUCACGUAUUUCUAUGAAUCCGUGCGAGAAAGUGUGCAUAUUUCUUGAUUUUGAUAAAAAUAUUCAAGUCAAACAAAAUUGUAAGCAGUUUACAGUUUUGUUCAGGGUAAUUAUUAAUUAUUCCUGUAAUUCCUCAAAGAUACCAGCGGAAGUUCGUAUACAAUUCGUAGUGGUACGGAACACAACGAACCGUUAUAUAAAUUCACAAACACUGGUGUAGAUCAGGGUAGUGUAGAAAACAUCCGUGAAAACUAAUGAAACUGUAAUUCAAUAAUACGAAAAUACGUUUCUAGGUGUUGGCUAGAGGCUGAUCAAAUGGUACCAACUAUAAAUAUGAAGUAAACAGCAUCAUCAACAUGAAAAUAGACAGAUCAAGAGUACGCAAGGGUACUUCUGAUGUACCCUUGGAAUGCCAACAGCUGAUUGAGCGUCUCCAGAAUUGCUCGCGUACUGAACUGUUAGAUGAGCUAUCUAGAAUUCACACUUGGACCUUCGGAAAGUGUGAAUUGCUGCACUGGGCAUCUGUCCUCGACAUUUUUGACAAAAUUUUGGGACAGGCUGCUGAGCGAGCAGCAGACAAUAAAUACAUCCUCAAAUGUGAUACUUACAAUGAGCAGGAAUUCCAGCUGCUAAUAUGCAUCCUUCGAUUCACAAGUUUGCUCAUAGAGCACUCAUUCUCACGACACCUCUAUAAUUCGAUGGAACAUCUGUUGGUUCUGCUAGAAGCCAACGAUAUGACUGUCGUCCUAGAAGUUCUAAAUUUACUGUACAUGUUCUCCAAAAGAAGCAACUUUAUUACUAGACUUAAACCUGAUGAGAAAGAAUGCCUUUUGUCAAGACUGCAGUAUCUAGCGGAGAGUUGGGGAGGAAAAGACAAUGGCUUUGGUUUAGCCAGAUGUUGCUUAGCAGACCAAGACAUUCCUCCAUCUGCAACCACAUUACAUGUCGAAUUUCACAAAGAAGAAGACUCUAAAACGGUAAAAAAGGAUGUGAAGCCAAUCCAAGGAGCUUCUAAAGAUGAGAAACAGGCUGACUCAAAAGUGGGCACUCCCAACUUAUAUAUUAUACAUAUUGAGCAUAUUGAUAAGCUACACAAAACUGCUGCUGAGAUUAUGAAGUCUCUCACCAGCAUGUAUUACGUACCCGAAGAUAAAGAAAUAUGGCUAUUCACUCACGUAAGGCUAGCCACCCACUUCGCCGAUUAUCGGAACAGGCUAAAGAACGUCCAAGCACGUCUCCAAGCACUAUCAGUGUUGGUGUAUUCUAACGCAAUACAAGAUUCACCAGCAAAUCUUUUAUACAAUGGCAUCCUAGAAGAAUUAGUUGAAGUAGUUGAAUUGCAAGAUCCGAAUUUGACUGAUAUAAAAUGCGCUGCAUUAAGGACACUUACAGCUAUAAUACAUCUAGAUCGCAACCCGAAUGUGUCAAAUCGACGACCUGGAGCAAGACUGAACAGCAUAAUAGAUGUAACUGGUGCUAGUCAAUAUCACGGAUUUCUUCCCGUUUUGGUACGAAACUGUAUUGCAUCCCUAACAAAUCAAGGUGAUUGUGGCCAAAACGCCUUCAGGAAGAUGAAGCUUCAAGACGAAGCCACUACUGAAAAUGCACCCAGUACUACCACAGAACCUGAUACUCCGCCACCAAGCACGACUGCUAAAGACUUGAUGGACGUCGAAACUGAUGAUCCUAAGGAUGAUUCUACCAGCCAUGAAACCAAAUUUCCAGUUUGCCUGACCACCUCACUGUUCUCCUUCCUAUAUCACCUCGCGAGUUACGAGGCAGGAGGAGAAGCACUUGUUUCUUGUGGAAUGAUGGAAUCAUUGCUCCAGGUUAUCAACUGGCAAGGAUAUGAGCUGGACCAUAUUACGUUUGUGACGCGUGCUGUAAGAGUGAUUGACCUUAUCACAAACAUUGACAUGGCAGCCUUCCAAAUGCAUGGAGGGUUGCAUAGCUUCAUCAACAGAUUGGAUACUGAGGUAAACCUAUGUAAGAAGGAGCAGCUUUACCAAAUAAAAUCCUCGACAACCGAGCAAGCUGUUGAUGAUGGAACUACCAGCCCUUCUCAAGACAAUACUGAAGAAUCCAAUACCGUUGAUUUAGAAUUGAUACCCGAGAAUGCAGACAAAACUUGCCUUCCGCAAAGAGCAGCACUUCUAAAAUCCAUGCUUAACUUCUUGAAAAAAGCUUUCCAAGACUCCAUUUUCGCGGAGAGCAUUAGACAUCUGAUGGAAGGCACAUUGCCAAAUUCUUUGAAGAAUAUAAUUGCAAAUGCUGAGUAUUAUGGUCCGUCACUGUUCUUGUUGGCCACAGACGUAGUCACUGUCUAUGUUUAUCAAGAACCAGCUUUAUUAUCGACACUACAAGAUAAUGGUCUCACAGAUGUUGUGCUACAUUCCUUAUUGGUCAAAGAAAUCCCAGCUACUAGAGAGGUUUUGGGAUCCUUACCUAAUGUCUUCAGCGCCUUGUGCUUGAACAACAGGGGACUAGAGUCUUUCGCGAAGUACAAGCCUUUUGAAAUUCUAUUCAACAUACUAUUGUCUCCAAACUACCUACCGGCAAUGAGACGCAGACGAAGCUCUGAACCAACAGCUGAUACAGCUUGUAACCUCGGUAGUGCUAUGGACGAACUGAUGAGGCAUCAACCAAGCUUGAGGCAAGAUGCCACUUUAGCUAUCAUAAAGCUGCUUGAGGAGUUAGUGGUGCUAGGUACUGACCCACAGUAUGUAUGUUGGAGACCACAUAGCAAGUCAGAGGUGUCUCCUUCUAAUAAUACAAGAUCGCCAGCAAAUACAGAGGGAUCUUCAGAUGAAGAGGAAGAUGACGAGGAAGAGACGUCUACUUCUUCCCAGAAUGCCCAAUCUGAACCGCAGGCGCAGGCUUCAUCGUCAAGCAAUAGCACGAGAACACCAGUUGCUUUGAUUGAAUACAUCCUGAACGCGAUGAAGUUUAUAGACGCCAUCUUGAGUAACAAUUCGACGGACGACCACUGCAGAGAAUUUGUCGAAAAAGGCGGGUUGAGUCCACUAUUGAAAAUCCUUGGAUUACCGAAUCUGCCAGUAGACUGUCCAGUCACCAAUCCGGCUCAAGCUGUGGCCACAGUCUGCAAAAGCAUCCUGAAUCUUGCCCAUGAGCCGUUCUUGUUCAGCCAAGGUCUGACACAACUGGGAGAAGUUCUGGAAACCCUCAAGCCACUAUAUACCAAACAAGAGACACCAGGAGGUUCCAAGUUGCUUCUCGAACUCGCCAGCGCAUCCGACAUUGAAAGUGCGUUCAGUAACGCAGCCGCAACACCACUGCUUCAUGCGAUGAAUGCUGCUCAUGGAUAUGUAAUUAUGUUUGUCCAUAUCUGCAGAACUGGACAGACCGAAAUCAGGAACCUCUCUCUUCAACACUGGGGAUCCGAUUCAGGCAUGCAGGUGCUCAAGGGACUUGCAGACCUGUAUACGUCUUUGGUAUGGGAAAGUACUUUGCUCCUGGCAUAUUGCAGUGACGACCUGCUACCUACUGACUGUGAUUUUACCCGAGAGGAUAUAGAGAAGCUUAAUGCCUUUUUUGAUCGGUGCGAACAAUCGACUGCCGGAGUUGACUGUGCAGGUACCGUAGCUUCUGCAAUGGAGGCCCUAUCCACAAAUCCUACGCCUUUGACCAUGGACGUUGACGGCGAAGGAGCGGCAACCAUCAACACCAACCGCAAUUUGAAGUACAUCAAACCAUUAUUAGGUGCUUCAUCUAGAUUAGGUAGAGCCCUAGCAGAACUGUUUGGUUUGCUGGUCAAACUGUGCGUUGGAUCACCCAUUCGCCAAAGAAGAGGCCAAAACAUGGUUGCAGCACCUCCGAUCCCAUCCAACUAUGCCAGAAACGUAGCCACAGCGUUGAACGAACUUCUAGCCGAAGGCUUGGAUUGCGAUCGCCUUCCACCAUGCCCAACAGCCAAAUGUAGACUUACCUUCCUGAUCUGUAGCGUCGGAUUCACAAGUCCGAUGCUCUUUGAUGAACGCAGAUACCCCUACCAUCUUAUGCUGAAGAAGUUCGUCAGUCUAGGUGGUCUCUCCAUAUUCUUCAAAACGUUCAAAUGGGCAAUCAACGCCGGAAAGAAGGAGGGAGAUCCUAAGGCAAUCGACCACAGUUCGCUACCUGAGGGUACGUUAGGCUUUUUGGAUGCCUGGCUGACACUCCUAGAGAAGAUGGUAAAUCCAAAGGCAAUCUUGGAAUCUCCACACAUGAUCUCGAGUCGCCCUAUCGCUUACAAUUUUGACCCAUUGAAUUACUUGCGCCACAUUCACAGUGCAGCAUUUGAAUGUGUAAUGCUUUUAUGGGGAAUAUCGCCAUUGCCGAACUAUGGAGCUAGAACAACAGAUACUUUACUCACUAUUCUAAGGCACAUCUUCCGAGGGGAGAAGAUAAUCAAGGAUAAAAUGAAGACCGACGAGAAGUCAGACACAGCUAGUAGCUCUGCUGCCGCUGGUACAUCAGCCGCUGCAGGUUCCAGCGGAAACAGUGGCAGUAACUCCAACUUCAGAGAUUUGGAAGACAGAUUGUUGGACCUGAGACAAUUGAUGGAUAUGGGCUUCUCAAGAGAGCAUGCCAUUGAGGCUUUGUUACACUCUCAUAAUUUGGAACAAGCUACUGACUAUAUCCUAUCUAAUCCUGCGCCAAUGGCGAGAGUUUCAAUGGACGUUGAAGAGGAUGACCAAGUUUUGCAGGCUAUUGCAAUUUCGCUUGGUUGCACUAACACUGAAAAUAAAGACAACUUGGACGAGACAGAAUCAUAUGAAUCCCUGAUAGAUGAGUUCACAAACCACGCUUUGGAUGUGUGUCUAAAGCUACUCGAAGUCAUUCCUGAGACAGUCCAUAAAGUAUGCGAAUUGCUGGUAACGAUAAUGAAGAGAAAUGGAAGAGUAUACAGAGAUAGCCUGCUAGAUACUCUGAUCUCCAAGAUACAGGAAUGUAUAGCCGAUAUUUCAUUUUGCACUCUGGAACAAGAAGCUAACGUUAUGAGUUAUUAUACAAUGGUAGAUUCUGACCCUGCCAAAUGUAUGUCCGACUAUGUCCAUUUGUAUAUACUAUUCUUCGAAGUUUCAUCCUACUUUGACAUGAAAAUACCAUGUGGCUACGCUAUACACCGAGCUGGGUUACUAGAACCUUUGAUAGAAUUAUUAUGCUGUGCUGUAAAGUAUAUGCUGUUCUUCAAAGCCGAUCAUGAGCCAAAGUGGGUGGCACCAUCGUUUCUGUUACUGGACGCAGUCUCAAAAGUGGCGACUUGCACCAGCAGAAAACUUAACAUGCACAUGAGCACUACAAGAACUUGGAGGUGGUACGAUUUGGUUACAGGAAAAUGGACCCAUUAUUCAACCAGCAACAACAAACUGAUAAAUGAAGCUUACUGGAAUGGAGAGCAAAGCAUCAGAGUUACUUGCGGACGGAAGCGUUACACAGUAACCUUUGCAAACAUGUUGCAAAUGAAUGACGAAACAGGGAAUAACAGACCAAUUACUAUGACGUUGAUGUCAUUCAAUCACCCUGCGUGUAUUGACAUAAACGCUCCAGAUUAUGAACCUUUGUACGCAGACUUGACAGAAAAGGAGGGCAAGAGAUGCACCCCAGUGCCUGGAUUGUCUUUAACUCAGAAGCAGGAAAUAGUCAAGACGUGCGUCAAGCUUAUGCACAUGCCAAUUGACAAGGAUCUGCUACACUCAGCUUUGCAGAUUUGUGUGAGAUUCACAAGAGAUUUCUCCGUUGCUAAAGUAUUUGUUGAAAGUGGAGGCAUCAAAUGCUUAUUAAAUAUGAAGCAAAUAAACGACUUUGGUGGCUUUGCUAUUCUAGCUACGAUUCUAAUCCGUCAUGCAUUAGAAGAGCCGUCCACGCUCAAAUACGCGAUGGAGAAGAUAAUACGAGGCAGGACCCUCUCGACAAUUCCCCCACCGUACAAAGACUUGAUAUACUUGGCCAGAAACGUCGGAGGUGCUAUAACUAGAGAUCCAGAAACGUUCUAUGAAGUCGCCUCCAACAUAAUGCGCGUUGAUAUAAACGUGAUGAAAGAAGAACCUGUUGAAGCGUCUCUACCUAUCAGAGUCGAACCACCUGUGCGUAGCAAGCCACCGCCCAUGGAAAGCACAGUGUCGAUCGGAGUUGUCUGGGAUCUACUGGAUGCCUUGUUGCGACCAUUGGAGGAACCCGUAGAGGACAAGCAUGCUGAAGCCAAGUUUGGUGGACAAAAAUUGAGAGUUGUGGUCCACGAAGGUCUUCCCAGCGGUUCCAGCACUACCAGUGGUACGAGCGCAAGUAAUAUGACGCAGCCUAGCAGCACAAGCGGUAUUUCAACAAGCGACAUCAGUUGCUUCGAAAGUGCUACAACUACAAGUAGCCAAGCAUCCCAGAACUCAGCAUCUCAAAGCUCAAGCAGUAAUAAUGAGAAUGCCAAAACGUCAGGGGAACCCAAAAAGACUGAGGCCAGCAAGAAACCCAUGUUGCCUAAAUCCGUAAUACUGAAGAUCUUGGCAGACGCCGUGGUAUCUUUUGGACCCAUUGCUAAACUGAUUACGGAAUAUAAAUACAGAGCAGGAUAUUCUGAGUUCAUAACAGAUGAUACAUCAGCUUUGGCGUUCAUUUUCGACAAGAUUUUACCCGGAGCAGACAACAUAUCCGACUCUGAUUGUUCGACAAUGUGCAGGAUGUUGAUAGCUGCAUUGGCUUCUUCUAACCAUUCUCCAGACGCACAAAUCACUUUAGUGUCCGAGGUGAAAGUAGCCCUCACUAGAGCAUUAUACUUACCAGAAUCAGCUGAGAAACAUACUCAAAUCCAGCAUAUAUGUGGGAUCAUUUCCACAAUGAUCGACAAUUGCCCACUACCACAUGCUAGCAGAUGGACCAGCGGAAGUAUAAAUAAUAUAGUGAAGCUGAUGAUUCGCAGAGGUGUCUUCAGUGAUCUAGCGAAGAUCACACAUUACCUGGACCUGUCAUCACCAAACACGUCUUUUACCGCCAAUGCAGCAUUGAAGCCUCUUGAGUCACUUUCAAGGGCUAUCAAUCAACCUGCACCAACCUCCACUCAGAAUAAGACAAAGAGGAAUCAGCACAGCAAUGAGGACAAUAAUGCUGUGCCAAGUGGUACCUCAACUGAAGCUACAAAUGCUCAGGGCGAGGAGAUCGAAGACGCAGAAAAUACCGAGCAUGAUAUUUCUGCAGUAGCAUCAAGCCUUGAAAACAAUGCAGUAGGAUCAGGAGAGCUCGAUAAUGCUCUAGAAGAGAUGAUGGAGCAUAUUUUGGAACACAGGAAUAAUGAUAACAGUCAAGGUUACAAUGAUGUGCCUUCGUCAAGAAACAAUACAAUGGAUAUAGAUGAAGAGUGCACCAUUGGUGGCUACGAUCAUGAAAGAGAUGCUACAGAAGAGCUAAUGAGCACCGAUUCAGGCGAAUCAGAUUCAAAUCCUUCCGAUCAAGUUGAUGAUGAAGGCAAUGACGAUAAUGAAGGGGACGACGAUAAUAUGGAUGAUACAGAAGAGAACGAGGAUACAAACUACGAUGAUGAGAAUAACGAACGGGAACGCCUUAGGGGUAGCUCUGGUAUGUUCCGUAUCGCAACAAACGACAGAGAUGAAGACAUACUCAUGAUUCAGUACGAUGCUGAUGGAGAAAGUGCCCUUCCAAGGAUGAUACGCUGGAAUGACAAUGGUUUUGCUGUCCCCCUUGUUGAUGAUUCUCCUAACGAUCAUACAGUGGUUACUCAUCCCCUGCUACUAUCGCAAUCUACAAGUGAUUCCAACCAGAAUCCACAUGCGAGAGCUCACAGAGCAAAUCGUGCUAGAAGGUACCAAUAUCUAUUUAGUCCAAGAAACCCAAAUCCACCAGUCAUCUUACAGAGACUUUUGGGUCCACAUGAUCCCCACGUGACCAACAUAAUGUCGAACAACCUCUUGGGAGGCCCAACUGAAAUCAGGGAAUCAGCUAGAGUUGUGGUGAUGGACAACUUUGGAAUAAUUCCGUCUAAUGAAGAACAAAUCGAUUUUGUAGACCAGUCCGGUUACUUAUUCGGACCUAGUCUUGCCGCUACUUUGAGUCACAUUCCGCCUGUCUUGCAUUGGUGGAAUAUCGAAUCUAAGCUGCUCGACUUAGAGUCUGUCAAUGACUGUACGAUUUAUGUGUGCAAUAAACUAGUGCCCAGUUUGAUAAAGCACAGAAACGAAGAAUUACGCAUCAAAAAGGCGAAAGAAGAUGAAGAAAAUGCGAAAAAGGAGAAACAGAAGUCCGGUACCGAACCUCAAGAUGAAUACAGCCAGGAGACGGUGCUCUUCAACUUCGAAGAGGCGGCCAACACAGCCAAUGAGAAUAAUGAGCAAAAUAAUGAAGAAGAAGAGGAGAACUAUGACAGAGUUCCAAUUCCAGAGACAGAUCGAGCAGAAACUUCUGCAAUUUCUGCAGACACUCCGGCUGAAAGAGAAGCAGAUGACGAGGAUAUAGAUGGCGUGCCAGUAGACCCUUCGAUUUAUCGUGUACCACUAGAAACCUCAGAAGCUUCGAAUGACAGAUCAGAAGGCAAUACUCAGAACGAUGACAUCGUCUUGUCGCCGCUCCAGAUGAGAUUUGAUCGAGGUUCAAACGAAAAUUCCCAAAGCAGCAUGUCCGAAGUCACCCACAACGCUGCCGUCCAAACUUCAGAGUCGUCUGAAAAUGUUCAAAGAACCGAGGAGAAUAGUAGACCAGAUUCGGAGAUUAGCAGGGAUAGUGAUUCUUCGAAUCCGUUUGAGAUGACCUUGCCAGCGUCCACUAGGCCAGUGAUGUUGCCUAGAGAUUUGCUGUCACAGCCUCCCAAUGAUAGCAUGCUACUUACUGAAGAAGAGACUGACACUCUGACGUCAAGACUACGCGAACAACUCAGAGACAGUUUACAUAAUCUUGAACAACCAGGUAGCAUCACGUUAAGAGCCUUCCUGGAUGACGCUGUGAAUUCACGGCUGCUACCACCUCAAUCAGAAAUGGAUGCUUUGGUUAUUCGUAUGGCUGGUGAAGCAACAGCUAACUUGGAAGAAGCUGUGCAGAAUAGCCUAGAUGAGAUGUUGCAGAGCAGCCUUGCUGAAGCCUUGACGCAUACUCUCAACGAAGCUAUUCAGAAUAACUUUGGAGACUCCAGCCUGAAUAAUUUCGAGACAGCUUCACACAGACAGGAACCAAUCCAAAAUCCCAACAUUGUGGAUGAAGCUUCGACCAGCACAACUGCUAACCAGGGCAGCGCUGCUGCAGACGCAACAUCUGCAGCUUCUGAUGCAAAUGCUCCAGGUGAAUCUGGUGAAGGAGACCACUCAUCUGCUGCACCACAAGCUCCAGGUGGAGCAGCUGCUAAUGAUAAUGGUAACCCACACGAUGAAGGUGCUGCAGCUGGCUUAGGAGAUGCAGGAACGCCAGGGGCUGUUACCGCGGCGGGACCAAGUAGCAGCGUGAACGAUGAUGAAAUACCUGAAGGUGUAGACCCGUCAUUUUUGGAGGCUCUGCCACCAGAAAUGCGCCGAGAAGUACUAGAGCAACAUAGAAUUCUGUGUCUGCAACAAAGAAUAGCAGCGAGUGCUGCAGCUAACGCUGCCAAUGGUAUGGCAUGUUAACUGUGUAAAGCCAAAUACUGCUAGUCAAUCUAGAAAGUCCUUUAAGCAUGUACUUUGUACAUUAGAUAUUUGGGAAGUUGGGUCACUUUCCGCUACAGCCAAUGUUUGCAUAUCUGGGUGAUUUACCUACCGAUCUGUAAGCGUUGUUGUUUGCCGGAGAGAAUGGCCUUUUGGGCCCCUGAGCAUGAAAAAGGUUUCUGGAGUGACCAACUUGUAUUUUAUUUUCUUUGAUUCCACUAGGGGGUCUUUUCCAUAAAGUACUUGCUGCACAGAAAUUAAUGUUUGCACUGGAAUGCUUAAAUACUAACGAAGGAUGUUCAUAACCCCAUAUCACCCUCACAUGUUUGAAAGCACUCCAUCACAUACCUUCACAGUUCAUCAUUAAUCAGCUGAAUAGUGGCAGUAACUUCCUUUAAAUGGAUUUGGGUGAAAGACAGUGCGAAAAAUGCAUGGCCAGUAGGAACUAUGAGGAAGUUUAAUAUAAUUUUGUAGUUGUUCUGUCCUGCUGGAGCUGACCAAAUAGUUUGUAGCAGUCUCAAUAGACUACUUAACUCAUAUCUAAUUUCAUAGAAUAAAUGAGUAUUUCUUACAGUAUUUGGCUUACGAAAAGGAAAUACAUAUAUCGAUUUCAAUUGCACUCUAAUCCACAGCUUUCUUGGGGUCUGUAUCGAUGUGUUUUUACAUUCUCGGGUGAUACAUAAACGAUAAUUACUAUAUUUUUCAUGUAAACUAGUAGACCCAUGUUUGUAUUCUUGAAAUUUUGAGAGGUUAUGCUGCUGUCAAAAGCUGUUUAGCGAUCGUAUGACGUCAGAGCACAUCAAUAUGGGCCAAACUUGGCGGACAACGUUUUUGCCUAUCUAAGUUUUGCGGUCUUUCAGGUCUGAAAAAAUAGUAUUAAUUUUGUUAGUCUAAUAAAGCAAUUAUUAACUAUUUCAGAGCUACUUAAAAAAGUGUCAAGUGGAAUAUUAUCAAUAAACUUGAAAGUUAUGCCCUGGUAAUUGGGUCAAACUAACGAGUGGUGUUGAAAAUAUACUUUUUUUAACACCUCAAUCGCGCUAGGUUACUCUUACAUCUUUGAAAGUACUUUAACAUUUCAAGGAAAAGGUCCUUGGCGAUAAGUAGGAGCUACAGAUGAAUUAAAUACCAUUCUGUUAUUUUGUCUUGUUGGAGCUAACGAAAUAUGUGUAGUUCGUUGAGGUCCCUAUUGGCAGUAAAAUCAAGAAUUAUGCUCUGAAUUGGAAAAGACCAGACUUUACAAAAAAAAAUGCAUGAUAAGUAGGAACUGCGAGAGAAUUGAAUAUUCUGUUGUUCUCUUGUUAAAGCUAACCUAAUAGUCUAGAAAUAUGCUUCAAACUGAGAAAAACUAAUGAGCUAAUAUCCUUUAACAACAAAAAUGCACUCUGGCACUCUGGCAGUGCAACAUUUCUCUAGUGCUACGCGGGAGUUGGAUGGUAUUCUGUUGUUAGUAUGCUAUAGCUAUCUUAAAUAUUUUGUAACCAUUUCAUGACUCACAUUUCAUCAGUUAUCAGCUGAACUGUAGCAAAAUGACGAUUGUGCUUAAAACUGUGGACGAAAAUAGGAGCUACGAGGAGUGGUGUAUCAUUCUGCUAUUGUUGUCUUGUGUUGUGUGAAACUAACAAAUAGUUUGUAGAAGGAAGGUCCCUGGCAAUAAGAUCAUGAAUUUUCUCCUGUAAUGUUGCACAUUGAUAAUGAUUAGAUCGAAAUGAUUAAUUCAUUAUUAUGAAUUCUUUGAGGUACUGCAUCAAAAUACAGUCUUUUCCAUCAAUGCUGGACACCAACAUGAUCAUUUUUUAACUUAUUGCUGGGAGCGUUGACCUGAUUGGUGACUAUAUGGGGAAAAAUACUCAUAAACAUGAAUUUUAGCUGCUGGUGCUGCAGGCGAAAACACAGAAGCUCCAUCUAAUGAAGUCAGCCCAGAAUUUUUAGCUGCCUUGCCUCCAGCAUUACAAGAAGAGGUAUUAACACAACAGCGACUUGAACAACAAAGGCAGGCAGCUGCUAGAGCAAAUCCCAAUGAGCCAGUUGAUGCUGGCGCUUUCUUUGAGACUCUUCAACCUUCAUUAAGAACUAUGAUCUUGUCUGACAUGGAAGAUUCCCAAAUGUCAGCUCUUCCUCCGGAUUUGGCUGCCGAAGCCCAGACACUCCGUAGAGAUUGGUACGCCCGCAACCGACAGAUGGCUCAACAGCGCUUGUUCCAAAGCAACCUGACUACAAUUUACCGUCAUUCAAGAGGAAGACAAUCCCUCAGAGCGACAAAUUUCCAACGUGGAGGCUGGAGCCAGUGGAAUAGAGACUUCCCGAAUAAUCCAACCCCAACCAGCGCCCAAAUGAAGAUACGUGGGAGGCAGUUACUGGAUCACGACGGAAUCUCUUGCCUGUUGAUCUUGCUGUUUACGGAUGACCCGCAUUUGAAUAAGCUGAGGCUGCAUAGAGUUAUUCGUAAUUUAUGCUAUCAUGGACCUACUAGGGAAUGGAUUAUAAAUGCCUUACUCUCCAUCAUUGAAAAAAGCGUGCAUACCAUACCGGACGAGAACUUGAACAAGCCUUCAAGAAAAGGGCCAAAACCGGGACCGUUGAGUAGCAAAUUGGUGACCGACUCUAAGCACCUCCAAAAUGGUGGUCACUGGCUGACAAUUCGCACAGAAGCAGCUCUUGGAUGCGCAGCGAACGUAUUUAUAGUGAAUAAAACAACCGGCAAGAAAUGCGACAAGCCGAAUGGAUCUAGCGUAAUAGCAAUCCAUCCUCAAGCGGCACCAAUAAUCUGUAAAAACACCCUGGAUCUGUUCACGUCUCUAGCUAAAGCAUUCCCCUCUUGCCUAUUACCGCUGAAAUGCAUUAGAGAUGACAAUGACAAGAACAUCGUCCAGCCGAUCAAAGUCAAAUCUGAUAGCCAGUCAGAUUUCUGGGAUGUCUUGCUGCGAUUGGACUCUGCCACAAAGAAGGGCAAGAGCAUCCAGAAGAACAAUUCAUCCAGCAACAACUUGGAUAGUGAUCCAAUUGUUACGUUCGACCAGACUGUCUUCGGAAAGCUGCUGAACAUGCUUGCUUCACCUGUUGUCAACAGCAACACCCAGCUGACAGACAAUUUACUGAAAUUGUUGUCCGUGACCACAUCGGGCAUGCCGGAGUUAGUGAAGCCCCACAAGAGUGGUAAGGUCAAGAAUCAAUUGCCAGAUAUGAGUGCAAACCCCCCAACCCAUGCUUUAAGCUUAGCCGUUAAUGUGAUAACCUACAAGAACUGCUCCGAAGAAGGUCUGGAGUUCAUCACAAAUCUACUGUUGAACCUAGCAAAUUCUUCCUUAGACAUGAGCUUUUUGAUACUGACGCUUCUUCUGAACGGUGCCAUAGAGAUUGGUAGCAUCGUCGAAAACCAGAUUAAAGACAUGCUAAAAGAUCUGAAAGAUCUCAUUGUAAAUUCGCAAAAGCGUAAGGUAGAAGAUGGACCUUCUACCUCUAAGGGGGUAAUAGUCAACAGAUUCACUAAUGAACAAGUUGUUGUCACAGCCUCGACCAAGGUUAAGACAGCAUGUGAGCUUCAAUUGCCCUCGAUGGUGCCUUUAACGUCAAAGUGUUCCAGUCAAACAUUCUUCUUGAGGGUUCUAAGAGUGAUUGUACACAUUAGAAACUCUAUAAAGAACAAUUUGAAAAAAUCUGAUACCUGGGCGCACGAGAUGCCUGCCUUGAGUGAACAGUUGGGAAGCCUCAAAAACCUUUGGGAUACCCUCAGCGAGUGCCUUUUGGAAUUGGAACAUGCUCCAGAUCAUCAUGCUGUGCUCGUUUUGCAGCCUGCUGUUGAAGCAUUCUUCUUAGUCCAUUCGCCUCAACAAGGACCCAUUAAACCCAAAGAGAGACAGCCUGACCGACAACUCGAUGAAGAGGAGCUGAUGGCUGACAACAAUGAGCCUGAGCAGCAGGAUCAGCCCGCAGAACAAGAGCAAGUCCAAGCUCAGGAGCAACAACCUACCCAAGACGGACAGGAUCAAGAAACGGCGCCGCAGGCUGCCCAACCUCAACAGCCUGAUCAUAGAGAAGACAAUACUACUGCGCAGAUCGAUAUGUCUGAGACUGUUCAUCAGGAACAUGUAAGAUUGGCAGAGGCUAAAUCUCGUGCUAGUGUGCCUCCUGACCAGCAACAGUUCCUUCAAUUUGCCGAAAAGCACCGAACAGUACUCAACCAGAUCCUGAGACAGAGUACCGCGCAUUUAGCUGACGGUCCAUUCGCGGUGCUUGUUGACCAUACCCGAAUUCUCGACUUCGAUAUAAAACGCCGAUACUUCAGAACAGAACUGGAGCGAAUGGAUCAUGGCAUUAGAAGAGAAGAGACGGCUGUGCACGUGAGAAGAAGUAAUAUAUUCGAAGAUUCCUUCAGAGAAUUAUUUAGAAGGCCUCCUGAGGAGUGGAAGAAUCGAUUCUACAUUGUUUUUGAAGAUGAGGAAGGUCAAGACGCAGGCGGUCUCUUAAGAGAGUGGUAUGUGAUAAUAUCAAGAGAUAUCUUCAACCCAAUGUAUGCCUUGUUCACGGUAUCCCCUGGAGACAGAGUGACAUACAUGAUCAACUCUGCAAGCCACUACAAUUCUAACCAUCUUUGCUACUACAAAUUUGUUGGAAGAGUCAUUGCCAAAGCAAUAUAUGACAAUAAACUUCUGGAGUGCUACUUCACAAGAUCUUUCUAUAAGCACAUCUUAGGCAUACCUGUCAAAUACACUGAUAUGGAAAGUGAAGAUUACAGCUUCUAUAGGGGAUUAAUUUACCUCAUAGAGAAUAACAUUAACAACUUAGGUCUUGAUCUAACAUUUAGUACCGAAAUUAGCGAGUUUGGCGUGACUGAAACCAGAGAUUUGAUACCCAAUGGCCGCCAUAUAAAUGUCACAGAAGAGAAUAAGAUGGAGUAUGUUAGGUUGGUUUGCCAAAUGAAGAUGACCGGAGCUAUAAAACAACAAUUGAACUCUUUCUUAGAAGGCUUUUACGAUAUUAUUCCUAUGCGCCUAAUCUCCAUAUUCAAUGAGCAAGAAUUGGAGUUACUGAUAUCUGGAUUACCAAAUGUUGAUAUAGACGACCUCAAGGCUAACACAGAAUACCACAAGUACCAGACUAAUUCACUACAGAUCCAAUGGUUCUGGAGAGCUUUAAGAUCAUUUGAUCAAGCAGAACGAGCCAAGUUCUUACAGUUUGUAACAGGAACAUCUAAAGUACCCCUUCAAGGGUUUGGAGCUCUAGAAGGCAUGAAUGGAGUGCAAAAAUUCCAAAUUCACCGAGACGAUCGUUCCACCGAUCGGCUACCAUCUGCCCACACUUGUUUCAAUCAGCUGGACUUACCUGUCUACGAGACCUAUGAUAAGUUACGAGCCUACUUGUUAAAGGCGAUCCACGAAUGCUCUGAAGGCUUUGGCUUUGCCUAAAAGUUAAUUAUUUCAAUGUUGUUUAAGACUGAUGUGUUAUUUUUCCUUUUGUUGUAUAUAAACGUUUGUAUAUGUUUGCAUAUAAAUAUAUACACACACAUAUAUACUGGUAGGCAGUAGUUUUUGUGUACAUACAAAAGUAUAAUCUAAAUGUUAAGUGUACAGAUUUAUCUGUGUAAAAAAACUACUUCGUAUUUUAUCCGGAAAUUUUGUUCAAACUGUGGGUUAAGUGCUUGAGUUACUUACAAAGUUUUGUAAAUUUACUAAUAGGGAGGUAAUGUAUUUUUGUAAAGGGCCUUAAGGCAUUCGAGUGUGAUACAAGCUGAAUUUGAUAGUCAGAUUCAUAAUAUAUUACUAUUAUUUUAGUGAUUUCACUGUAUUAAACCUUUCCUCGCUAUACUUUUGUACAUUGGAUCUGUUAAUCCCUACGUUUUUUAUUUAUGUUUCUGGCAAUUACGUGUUUGAUUAGUCAACCUGUAAUAAAUAAAAUUUGUGUUUAUUUAAAUAAAUGUUUCUCAAAU